AUGGUAUUUCUAGCUGUUUAUCGUACUGAAGCUAGUUCUAUGGGAAUUUGCAUUAAAAAUUGUGCUCAAUGUAAAAAAAUGUUCGGUCCUUAUUUCGAAGGCCAACUUUGUGCGGAUGCUUGUGUGAAAUUUAAAGGGAGAAUCAUUCCGGAUUGCGAAGAUAUUUCGUCUAUUGCACCGUUUCUCAGCAAAUUUGAUCAGUAUUAG
Messenger RNA from Ceutorhynchus assimilis (cabbage seed weevil), 207 nucleotides. The record is from the annotation of a GenBank genome assembly. NCBI's taxonomy places the organism in Eukaryota, Metazoa, Arthropoda, Insecta, Coleoptera, Curculionidae.